Drosophila eugracilis is the source of this 2081-nucleotide messenger RNA. RefSeq lists its product as uncharacterized. The coding region runs from base 109 to 1536 and encodes 475 amino acids. NCBI's taxonomy places the organism in Eukaryota, Metazoa, Arthropoda, Insecta, Diptera, Drosophilidae. The record is from RefSeq and is a predicted model, not a curated record. The transcript has a single exon.
GGCCUGCUUCGAACGGUCACAUUGUGUUGACGCUUUGAUAAAUUCGCAACGAUUUCUGGCUUUCGCCCAAUCUUCUAGAGCUUUUUUCUUUGGAAAAGCGAGGAUAAAAUGACCAUCACCGAGCUGUGCAUCGAACUGCGUCCCAAUUUGUGCAGCGGCGUGGCCUUCCUGCAAUUCGAUCAAGAGCUCAACAAAACCCACGUGACGCGCGUAGUCAUCCGGAACCACAAUGUUUAUAUCUGUGAAAGAGACAAGCGGGAGCAAAAGUAUGAUACGAGUUCAUCGGAUAGCGACAGCGCGGACUUUGAAGAGAUGCUGCUCAUCUCCUACGACCAAUUCGGCAUGGACAUUAAGGGUCUAGGCAAUUUCCUCAUCACUUGCCACAACAUUAGCUUCCGCUUCAACUACAACCAGAUUGAUCUGGAUAAAAUAGAUGCUGGCGCAGUAGAAGUGCCGCUGGCACCGAUACUUCUUAACUUCCAGGAGAACGAGGCCAUAAGCAUUAAUUGCCGCAACUGCCGGGCAGAAUUGGUGGAGGCUAAGAGUUAUCGCAGGCUUAGGGAAUUUCCCAGUUGCGUGGUGGAUCCCAGUGAGUUCUUUUGUCAUAAUCAUGGACCAGCAGGUACGUCCGCACCAAUUAGCUUGGUGCCCGCCGAAACGGAUCUCUUUUAUGGCCUCAACUAUGUGAUCAUAAACUUUAAUGGAGAAAGUGCACCCUUCGUCCAUCGCGAGGAUCACGUGUACUGCAAGCGCUGCAUGCGUUUCUUGGGCCUGACCAUGUUCAAUGGCGCCGCCGCUCGUCUUUGGGCAGAUGCAGUGCGUUGGUUGCCCUCCGGAGCUGGGGUUAAUUAUCCAAAACGCCAUUUUUUCAAGAGCUCCACGCUGUCACAGCUGGUCAAGCGUCUUAUCCACUCGCUGUGGCCACAGCCGCUGCCCCAGCUAUGUUUGACUACCAGUCGCGCGGUGCUGGUCACCUCGCUGCCCAACCGAAAGAAACAUUACGUGUUCCUGCACGUCGUGGAGCCAGAGUUGCGGGUGUUGCGUCGCAUCCAUCCUGAUUCGGAUCGGUUGUGCUGUCAACGCGCCUGCAAAGUGUACUACGACUUUUUUGAAGGAAAACCUCCGCUUCUGGAAAAGUGGCAAGCCCAGCAGACUCUGCCCCAGAUGGAUAUCUCGCCGGAUAUGUUUCAGGCGCUGGUUAAGCGACUUCAUUUUAAUGGUCUUUUGAUUCCCCACGAAUGGCGCUUUAAUUCCAAGGAGGAAAAGCUGGAGCUAUCAUACUUCUUCUAUGAGAACGAAGAGCAGCCUGAUGGCGUGGAUGUCAAGCGGGGAGAUGAUGGGGACCCCUAUGAGACGGAUAAGGGAGGCCUUGCCAGCGAUAGCGAUGACUUGUACUCAGAGACGGAUACCGCUUCUGAGGACACAGGAAUUCACUGGCUGGGAAACCGAACUCUACUCAAGCGCUGCCCCACUCCACCGCGCUCUUCCGUCAAGAUGUCCACAUCCUCAUCGUCCUCCUCGGAGGAGGAUAAGUAAAACCUCAGUCUUAUUUAUACACCCCAGUUUAGCUUGUAAGUAGAAAGAUCCCUAAACCAUUGCUUUUGGUUUCCUUUUUUUUUUCUUUUUAAACCAAUCUUUUAAAAUCAAUUCCAUUUAUUUAAAAACUUUUAAUCAUUUUUUUAAUCGAACUUUCCAAUUUUAAAGAAACGGAAUUGAUCGGUUUUAAAGAAUUUUUGUAGUUGUGGAGAACAAUUUUUGAUUUUAUUACUUGACUCGAUCGUUUCGUAUAUAUUUUGAUAUAGAUUAACAAACGUUUUGCAACAAGUAUUAGCUGGAUAAACAAUUUCUAAGUGGUGGACAAUGCUUCCUUAUGCUAGCACAAAGGCAGUAGGUACCGUUGACUGUAAGGCCAAGGUCUAGGAAUACUAAGUAUUAGCCUUACAGCUCCGUAACGAACUGCGCAUGUAAUCAAAAAAUAUUUAUUGCUUCUGUUUACACUUUGACGUUCCCUAUAAUUUAUAAUUUAGUAAAAAUACAAGAAAGAAUCUGAAUAGAGCUAAAUAUUCAAAGCAAACGUGAAA